AUGGAUGUAGCGAUCGGGCUGCUGGGGCUGCUGACGGUUCUGCUGGAGGGCAGCUCCGGCCAAGGGGUGUACGCCCCCCCCACGGUGCGGAUCGUGCACUCGGGCCUGGCCUGCAACAUCGAGGAGGAGCGCUACUCAGAGCGCGUCUACACCAUCCGCGAGGGAGAGACCCUGGAGCUCACCUGCCUGGUCACCGGCCACCCCCGGCCACAGAUCAGGUGGACCAAAACAGCAGGAAGUGCCUCUGACAGAUUCCAAGAUUCCAGUGUCUUCAACGAAACCCUGAGGAUUUCCAACAUCCAGAGACACCAGGGAGGCCGCUACUACUGCAAGGCUGAGAACGGCCUGGGCUCCCCGGCCAUCAAAUCCAUCCGAGUGGACGUGUACUAUUUGGAUGAUCCCAUAGUCACAGUCCACCAGAGCAUCGGGGAAGCCAAGGAGCAGUUUUAUUAUGAGAAGACCGUGUUCCUCAGGUGCGUGGCCAACUCCAACCCGCCCGUGCGCUACAGCUGGCGCCGUGGCCAGGAGGUGCUGCUGCAGGGCUCCGACAAGGGAGUGGAGAUCUACGAGCCCUUCUUUACCCAGGGAGAAACCAAGAUCCUGAAGCUGAAGAAUCUGCGACCUCAGGACUACGCCAACUACAGCUGCAUCGCCUCGGUGCGGAAUGUCUGCAGCAUCCCGGAUAAAAUGGUGUCCUUCCGCCUCUCCAACAAAACUGCAUCCCCUUCCAUCAAGCUCCUCGUGGACGACCCCAUCGUGGUGAACCCUGGAGAAGCCAUCACCUUGGUGUGUGUGACCACCGGGGGGGAGCCAGCGCCCAGCCUGACGUGGGUGAGGUCUGUGGGGGUCCUGCCCAACAAGACUGUGCUGAACGGGGGCACCCUGACCAUUCCCGCCAUCACCUCCGAGGAUUCCGGCACCUACAGCUGCAUCGCCAACAACAACGUCGGCAAUCCCGCCAAGAAGUCCACCAACAUCAUCGUAAGAGCCUUAAAAAAAGGACGCUUUUGGAUCACCCCCGACCCGUACCACAAGGACGACAACAUCCAGAUCGGGCGGGAGGUGAAGAUCUCGUGCCAGGUGGAAGCCAUCCCCCCGGAGGAGCUCACCUUCAGCUGGUUCAAGAACGGGCGGCCCCUGCGCAGCUCGGAGCGGAUGGUGAUCACCCAGACCGACCCCGACGUGUCCCCAGGCACCACCAACCUGGACAUCAUCGACCUCAAGUUCACGGAUUUCGGGACCUACACCUGCGUGGCGUCCCUCAAGGGAGGCGGCAUCUCGGACAUCAGCAUCGACGUCAACAUCUCCAGCAGCACGGUGCCCCCCAACCUGACGGUGCCUCAGGAGAAGUCCCCGCUGGUGACGCGGGAAGGGGACACCAUCGAGCUGCAGUGCCAGGUGACAGGGAAGCCCAAACCCAUCAUCCUGUGGUCACGGGCUGACAAGGAGGUGGCCAUGCCCGACGGGGCCCUGCAGACCGAGAGCUACGACGGGAUCCUGCGGAUCGUCAACGUUUCCCGGGAAAUGAGCGGGACCUACCGGUGCCAGACCAGCCAGUACAACGGGUUCAAUGUCAAACCCAGGGAGGCCUUGGUGCAGCUCAUCGUGCAGUACCCCCCGGCGGUGGAGCCGGCGUUCCUGGAGCUGCGGCAGGGCCAGGGCCGCGCGGUCACCAUGAGCUGCCGCGUGCUGCGCGCGUACCCCACGCGGGUGCUGAGCUACGAGUGGCGCCUGGGCGGGCGCCUGCUGCGCUCGGGCCACUUCGACCUGCAGGACUCCACAGAGUUCACCGUCAGCAGCCUCUCCCGCGACUCCUACGGCCUCUACAACUGCAACAUCAUCAACGAGGCGGGCGCCGGCCGCUGCAGCUUCCUCGUCACAGGAAAAGCCUACGCCCCGGAGUUCUACUAUGACACAUACAACCCGCUGUGGCAGAACCGGCCGCGGGUCUAUUCCUACAGCCUGCAGUGGACGCAGAUGAACCCCAGCGCCGUGGAUCGGAUCCUGGCCUAUCGCCUGGGCAUCCGCCAGGCUGGCCAGCAGCGCUGGUGGGAGCAGGAGAUCACGGUGAACGGGAACAUCCAGAAGGGGGAAUUGAUCACCUACAACCUGACGGAGCUCAUCAAGCCCGAGGCCUACGAGGUCCGCCUGACGCCCAUCACCCGGUUUGGGGAGGGGGACUCCACCAUCCGGGUCAUCAAAUACAGCGCUCCGGUGAAUCCACAUCUCCGAGAGUUCCACUGUGGCUUUGAGGAUGGGAACAUUUGCCUUUUCACUCAAGAUGACACCGACAACUUUGACUGGACAAAACAAAGCACUGCCACGAGGGACACGAAAUACACGCCCAACACGGGGCCCAACGCCGACCGCACCGGCUCCAAGGAGGGUUUUUACAUGUACAUCGAGACGUCCCGGCCCAGGCUGGAGGGGGAGAAGGCCCGACUCGUCAGUCCUGUUUUCAGCGUCGCUCCCAAAAAUCCCUACGGAGCCACCAACACGGCCUACUGCUUCAGCUUCUACUAUCACAUGUAUGGACAGCACAUAGGAAGUUUGAAUGUUUACCUGAGGCUCAAAGGCCAGACUGCCAUAGAAAACCCCUUGUGGUCCUCGAGUGGGAAUAAGGGACAGCACUGGAACCAAGCCCGGGUGAACAUCAACCCCCCCACCUCAUUCCAGCUCAUCUUUGAAGGGAUCCGUGGCCCUGGAAUCGAAGGGGACAUUGCUAUUGACGACGUGUCCAUUGUGGAAGGAGAGUGUAUGAAAUCAGACCAACCGGCCAACAAUCUACGAUCAGGUGCUGCUGGGCCAUUAGCACAUAUACGACUUCUCCCACUCCUCAUCCUCAUGUCUGUCUUAAGUCAUCAGAGGUGACCUUAUCCUGGCAGAGGCUACAAGAGAUUCACCAGGCACUGGCAUGAAGAAAGAGUCUUUGUAAAAUGGACAUUUCCAAACAAACUACCAAAGAUUCCUCCACUGACUGACUCGAAAGUUAAAUAAAUACGUAAAUAAAUAAUUUAAAAAUUUAAAAAAAAAGCAGAUUAAGAAAGCACUGGGGACUUGAAAAGGCAUCACGGGAGUGGAACUCACUAAGAACCAAGCUUGAGACCGAGAUCUGGCCUAAGUAAGGAAGAGACCUUCAGGUGCUUUUUGUGGUCACUGAUGAAUUCAGCAUCAUCUGGUUGAACUCUCGGCAAAGAGCUCUAGAAACCCUUGUCAAAGCACAAAGUCAUGGCUGGUUUUGUUUCAAAUGAAUCGUUUGCUUGUUACCAUGGAAACCGAAUGGCCUGCCAAAAAAAAAAAAAGAGGAAGGAGAGAGAGAGAGGAAAUACAAACACAGAGAGAGAGAGAAACACCUCACUGUAAACAGGGUACGUGAAGAGCUGGCGUUCAUUUUCCCUUCCCGAAGGUUUUUAGCGUAGAGUUAAACAAAUGUCGGCCCUUUCUACUUCGGCUGUCACCUCUGCUCGAGGACAACCCGGAAUCGGAGCUGUUUGCAGACAUUCCCGUUUCAUUCCUCACGGCUCUGCUUGGUGACUGUGUGCUGUCUCCUUUUGCAUGCAUUCCCACCCAGGACGUGCCACCUGGGCUUACAUUUGUCACAGGCUUCACUGGGAGUUUGCUCGCGGCCGCUGGAAGAUCCCUCUCCCCUCCCCACCGGAGUCAUCAGCUCUACGGAAGUGAAGAAACCAAACCACCGUCUUUUAUAAAUUGCCAUGGAAACCAAGUGCCUUCAAUGAAACAAGCCUGAUUUAAAAAAAAAAAAAACAAAAAACAAAAAAAC
Agelaius phoeniceus (red-winged blackbird) is the source of this 3781-nucleotide messenger RNA. RefSeq names its product MAM domain containing glycosylphosphatidylinositol anchor 2 (gene MDGA2). Gene Ontology annotation, biological process: synapse organization; homophilic cell-cell adhesion. Gene Ontology annotation, molecular function: axon guidance receptor activity; protein binding. Gene Ontology annotation, cellular component: plasma membrane; neuronal cell body; axon. Lineage: Eukaryota; Metazoa; Chordata; Aves; Passeriformes; Icteridae. The record is from RefSeq and is a predicted model, not a curated record.